CGUUGUCACGAAAACAAAAAUCUAUGCUUUUUCAUAUUUUUCAAUAUUUUCACACUUUCAAAGAAUAUAUUAGCUUAGUCACUUACUUAUUUUUUUUUACAAAACAAAGUAUCGGAGUCUUGAAAGUUGAAUUCAUAUUAUUGUAAUUGUACAUAAAAGUUUGUGAUUACAUACUUAGUGAUUCUUGUAUAUGUGUUCAAGAAAGUUUCAAUGGCUUAGUAGUAACUGCCCUAUAUUAAUAUCAUAAUAACCCGGGUUCGAUCCUUUCCUUUGCAUUGUUUUUUUAUUUUUUACGAAAAAUAAAUGAAAUGACGUGGCAAUUUCGGACUCUCUGAUUGGUUGAUUUUUCUAUCCUACGUGGACACCCUCUCCAUGGCUUAUAUUUGCCUUUUAGUAUAGUAUAGAUUUUCGAAAAAUGUUUCUCUUCUAAUAUAUAUAUAUAAGGGAUGUGAUCGAGAAAUUACCUAACUAAGACACCAUUUUGUUUGAAUUUGAAAAUUCAAACCAUGAAAUCAACUAAUUCCAUACAAAAUAGUUUGACUGUUGACAAAAAUAAAAGUUUGGUUUAAGUAUUAAUUUUGGGAUAAGUAGUAUAUGCAUUACCUUAUAAUACCCUAUAAUAUUUCUUAGAUGAUCAUGUGUAUUAGUCUUCUCAAACAACAUAUAUCAAUCAACGGUUUAUAUAAAUAAUUACAUGUCUAGUUCACUAUAACUUUUUGACCCAUAUGUCUCGAUCAUCAGUACAUGUUUCAUAUGCAGCAGUACCAAUGGUUAUUAUCAUGACGGUUUUAUGUUUGUUUCUAGCAAAUAAUGUGACCCAUGCCCGAAGGCAAGCCACUUACUAUGUUGGAGGCGUGUAUGGUUGGGACACGAUUAUUCCAAUGGACACUUGGGCACGAGGCAAAAUCUUUUAUGCUGGUGAUAUUCUCGAAUUUAAAUACGAUUAUUUGACAAGCAAUGUGAUGGUGGUAAAUCGUACUGGCUAUGAAACGUGUAUAGCAAACGAGGGUGCGAAAGAGUACACAUCCGGCGACGAUAGGAUCAGCCUUCCAUAUGGUCUUAGCUACUACAUCGGGACAUAUGAUGAUGCUGAUUGCUCAGCUGGUUUAAAGAUGGCCAUAAGAGCAAUUAGUUGAAAUAAGUAAUUAGUUCAUAGUGAAAUUAUUAAUGCAUGUUUUUUUGUAAGUAAAUUCACUCAAACUCUCAUAUCAAUAAAAAAAAUUCUAUCAUAGCUUUAUCAUGUUUUAUGUCAUUUCGUUCUUUGUUAUUCUCCAAACAUUAUUCAAGAAUUUAUUUCCUCAGAUUUGUUAAUGUGCGAUCGUGACAUUCAUUUCCUACAAAAUAAAAAAUGGCUUUUGAAAAUAAUGACAUAAAAUCAAAUUAACUGUGUCAUGAAAAUUUUAUAUAGAUUUAUAUUUUAGCGAGAUUCUAAAUAUGGAACAACUCACAUAUAUAUUAUGCAAAUUUAAAAUAAUUGUAUAAUCACUAUAUAAAUAAAUUGAGAAGUAUUUUCUCAAAUUUAUAUGGACAAUCUCUAAAUAUUUAUAUUGACGCUAAUGGUCAGUUUAUGAGUGAAUGUAAAAUUAUAUUCAUCAAAAUCAGUUAGUACAUCUAGUGCAUACCUGUUUUUGUGUUGCAUCACUUUACAAACGAGAUAGUAUAGAUUUAGCAUAUACUAGCGAACCAACACAAGAGGAGGGAACCAUAUCUCUUGUUGUCUGAUUUCGUCAGCAAACUUAGCCAAUUCGUAAUGUUUUUAUCAAUGAUUUUCCCAAGAUUUUGUGGUUGAGUCGGAUAUUCACCAUGCUGCCGCUGAUUCUUCUCCCUCCAGAGUUAGUGUAUUGCAAUUUGUAGAGCAGAUCUGACUCAGAAUCUCGAGUGGACAUUGAUUGUGUUGUCUGAGAUGAUCUCUACUAUGUCUGGCCAGCAAGAUGAGUGUUUCAUUUAGGCCAUUGCAAUUUGUAGAGCAGAUCUGACUCAGAAUCUCGAGUGGACAUUGAUUGUGUUGUCUGAGAUGAUCUCUACUAUGUCUGGCCAGCAAGAUGAGUGUUUCAUUUAGGCCAUUGACAUUCUUGGAAACACCUGAAAUAGGAUCAUGUCAUCGUUCUACAUCAUCUCUACACGAGAGGCCCAGACGAGUUAGAGUCACAAAUGCAGAAGAACAGACUGAGUCCUAAGCAGCACUCACUGUGGCUUGAUAAC
Molecule: messenger RNA, 2202 nt
Organism: Brassica rapa (field mustard)
Lineage: Eukaryota; Viridiplantae; Streptophyta; Magnoliopsida; Brassicales; Brassicaceae
Product: basic blue protein
Cellular component (GO): plasma membrane
Molecular function (GO): electron transfer activity
Source: RefSeq, a predicted model, not a curated record